GUCUGUUUCCCCCCCAUUGACCCUCCCUCACCACUCCAUCGAGCCCUGAGCGCGGACAGCAAUCAUGUUCUCGCGCUCAGCUGUGCCUCGCCAGGCGCUUCGAGCCGCGCAACACUCCUGGCGCCCCCAAUCCCGCUCCCUCGCCGCCCCGGCCUCCGGUACCUUCCAGUACGCAACCGGCGAGGCCCAAGGCAUCAAGUUCGCCGCCCGAGACUCCACCGGCCCUGUUACCACGGUGGCCAUUGUAUCAAGAGCUGGCACGAGAUAUCAGCCUCUCCCGGGCCUCGCGGAAGGGUUGAAGUGGUAUGCUUUCAAGAAUACCGACCGACGAUCCACGCUUCGGAUACAGCGCGAGUCUGAGCUCCUCGGCUCUGCUCUUGAGUCCUACACUACUCGAGAGAACCUGGUUGUUGGCGCCAAAUUCCUCCGCGAUGAUCUGCCAUACUUCCUCGAAUUGCUCAGUGAUGUCGCUACCAAGACAAACUACCAAGCGCAUGUGGUGCACGAAGAGAUUGCCGCUCUCGUCAAAAUGAGCCAGCAACGUUUCUUCGCCGACACCACCGCGAUGGCGCUCGACAGUGCGCACGGCGUUGCCUUUCACCGCGGCCUCGGAUCUUCCCUGCACACGACUUCCGAUAUCCCCAUGAAGAAGUAUGUGGACGAAGACAGUCUGGCUGAAUACGCUGCCGCCGCUUACUCCAAGCCCAACUUCGCCAUUGUUGGUAACGGUGUUGAGCAAGCGGAGUUGAGCAAGUGGAUCAACGAGUUCUUCACCGACGUCCCGGCUCAGGCGCCUUUCGAACUCAAGCCACAGCAGACCAAAUACUACGGAGGCGAAGAACGCAUCUCUCACGCAGGUGGCAACUCGCUCGUCAUUGGCUUGCCCGGCUCCAGCUCUCCCACCGGCGGCUUCUACAAGCCCGAGAUUGCCGUCCUCGCUGCUCUUCUCGGUGGCCAGACCACCAUUAAGUGGUCCCCCGGCUUCUCGCUUUUGUCCAAAGCAACCAAAGAUGCACCCAACAUGUACAUUGACACCAAGUCCCUCAUCUACACCGAUGCCGGCCUCCUGACCAUCACCUUGUCCGGCGCGGCCUCCGACAUCCGCAAGACCGCUCCCAAGGUCGUCGAGGCGCUCAAGAGCGUCGCUCAAGGCGUCAGCAAAGAGGACUUUGCCAAGGCCAAAGCGCUUGCCAAGUUCAAGGAAUUGGAGUAUGGACAGGCAACUGAGGCGGGUAUGGUGUGGACCGGCUCCGGUCUUGUGCACGGUGGCAAGCCCUACCAGAUUGAUGAGGUGGCGAAGAGUGCGGACAGCGUGACGGCGGAGCAGGUACAGAAGGCGGCCAAGGAGAUUCUGGAGCACAAGGCUAGCGUGAGCGCCGUUGGAGACUUGUUCCAGCUGCCGUUUGCCGAGGAGCUUGGAUUGAAGGUGUAAAGGACGCAGCACUUAAUUCGUGUUCGUCCAGAGUUGUUGCUUGCUGGUAGAGUAGAUAAGCUAUGGCAAUGUAAAAACACCGUCCGUCAUACAGU
Messenger RNA from Neohortaea acidophila, 1527 nucleotides. RefSeq names its product Metalloenzyme, LuxS/M16 peptidase-like protein. The record is from RefSeq and is a predicted model, not a curated record. NCBI's taxonomy places the organism in Eukaryota, Fungi, Ascomycota, Dothideomycetes, Mycosphaerellales, Teratosphaeriaceae. Gene Ontology annotation, molecular function: metal ion binding. Bases 65 to 1432 code for a protein of 455 amino acids. Gene Ontology annotation, cellular component: mitochondrion. The transcript has 3 exons.